This is a messenger RNA of Eruca vesicaria subsp. sativa (arugula), 2575 nucleotides long. NCBI's taxonomy places the organism in Eukaryota, Viridiplantae, Streptophyta, Magnoliopsida, Brassicales, Brassicaceae. The record is from the annotation of a GenBank genome assembly.
UGCAAAAUAACUGGAUAUUACAAAGUUCUCUCCUUUACCCAAAAACUCAAUCAUCCAUGGCGCUGCUCUAUCACUUCCCACUUAAUAAUCUGCACACUGUUCCCUCUUCUUCUUCUCAUCCUCUACCAAGCUCUAACCUUUCAAUUCACAGACUUAGAUUCCACCGCUUCAACCACGCGACUCCCAUCAGAGCCGCCAUUGAUACCGACACUGACCCAAAGAAGACGAAGAAGAAGAGAAAACCCAAACCGGGUUUCUUCGAAGAGAUCAGCGACAAAUGGGCUUCCCGAAUCAUCCCCAAAGACAACACCUUUCCUUGGCACAAGCAAAAUCAAACUCAAAAUCAAGAAUCAGAACUAAACCGGUCUUCCGGUUAUGUCUUAACCGAUAAAAAACCGGUUUCCAAUCCGGUCCGCUUCCCAAGACCAAACGGUUACAUGUCUCCCCCAUGGGUCUCUAAAGCAGUUAAAGAUUAUGAUAGCUUUAAGGAUAAUGAUGCAAGUGGUGAGGAGGUUGUUACAGUGAUGAGAGAGAAAGGAGUGUGGAGAAGUAAUAAAAAGAGUAAUAAUACUUUGGAAGCAGAGAGAGUUUUACCAGAGCAUGAGCUGAGUAGGCUUAGGAGUGUAGCUUUGAGGAUGGUUGAGAGGGUGAAAGUAGGUUCUGGUGGGAUUACACAAGCCCUUGUGGAAGCUAUUCAUGAGAAAUGGGAGGAGGGUGAUGAGGUUGUGAAGCUGAGAUUUAGUGAGCCUUGUUCACUUAACAUGAAGAGAACUCAUGAGAUUUUAGAGAAGAAGACUGGUGGGUUAGUGAUUUGGAGGUCAGGAAGCUCUGUGGUGUUGUACAGAGGGAUAAGUUACAAACUCAAGUGUGUUCAGUCUUUUAUCAAACAUAAUGGGGUGUCAAGGGAGUACGUAGCAGAGGAGGUGAAUUAUCCGAAGAAUGUACCGAAAGAGCAGUUAUCUGAGCUAUGUGAGCUGAAUGAUUUGUUGGAUGAGAUUGGUCCAAGGUUUCGUGAUUGGACAGGGUGUGCUCCUUUGCCUGUUGAUGCUGACUUGCUUCCUACUAUGGUUAUGGGAUAUAGGUGUCCCUUUAGGAUUCUUCCUCAAGGAGUUAAACCUUGUUUGUCUAACAAGGAAAUGACUGAGAUGCGGAGGCUCGCUAGGACUAGCCCUCCACAUUUUGCUCUAGGGAGGAGCAGAGAGUUACAAGGACUAGCUGUAGCAAUGGUAAAGCUAUGGGAAAAGAGCGCGAUUGCGAAAAUAGCAAUCAAACGUGGAGUGGAGAACACACGGAACGAGAGAAUGGCUGAAGAACUUAAGAGACUUACACGCGGUGUACUUGUUUCAAGAAACAAAGACUACAUUGUCUUCUACAGAGGUAAUGACUUCAUGCCUCCUGCAGUUUCAGAGGCGUUGACUGAGAGGCAAAACAAGAUAACUGAAGUUCUUCAAACCAAAGAAGAUCAACUCCGGGAAACAGCUUCAACGAGAGUUACGCUAAUAUCACAAAGCAAGCCGCCUAAAACCCCGUUGCUGGCUGGAACUCUUGCUGAGACUAUAGCUGCAAGUUCACGGUGGGCACCAGAGGCAAGCAGUAUCGAUGUAGAGGAGUUGAAGAGAGAAUCAGCUUCUAUUAAAAGAGCUGCGUUGAUCAGAGAUCUUGACUUGAGACUUCUUUAUGCAAAACAAAAGUUGAGAAAAGCUGAGAAGGCUUUAGCUAAAGUGCAAAAGGAUCUUGACCCAUCUGAUCUCCCAACUGAUUCAGAGAUCAUCACAGAAGAAGAGAGACUUCUUUACCGAAAAAUCGGUUUGAGUAUGGAUCCAUUUCUCCUCGUAGGAAGAAGAGAAGUGUAUGAUGGUACAAUAGAGAAUAUGCAUCUACACUGGAAACACAGGGAGCUCGUAAAGAUUAUUGUAAGAGGCAAAUCUCUUCCACAAGUGAAGCAUAUAGCUAUCUCUUUAGAAGCUGAGAGUGGAGGAGUAUUGGUAUCCGUUGAUAAUACUUUGAAAGGCUAUGCGAUCAUACUCUACCGUGGGAAGAACUAUCAGAUGCCAUUCAGGCUUAGGCCUACAAACUUAUUGACUAGAAAAAAGGCUUUCGCUCGAUCCAUUGAGCUUCAAAGAAGAGAAGCACUAAAGCAUCAUGUUGCUGACUUAGAAGAACGGAUUGAGCUGUUGAAGACAGGACAGGACGAGGAUAAGGAAACUCACAAGAAAAGUGAUGGAGAAGAAGAUAACUUGUAUUUAAGAGUUGAUGAAUCUGAUUAUUCUUCUGAUGAGGAUGAAUCUUUCUUAUCAUCGGAAGAAGAGGAAGAAGAAACUUAGAACCGGUAAACAAAUUAUAAUCUCAUAUAUUGUAUAACAAUGUUAGAACCUGUGAUGAUAAUUUUCAGGUUCCACAAUGAUAAUCUCAUAGUACAUUAUUACAUGUUGCAUAUAAGCACUCACUUAUUCUUUUCAUGCAUGGAACUAAAGUUUGUUCAUAGCAUCCAUAUUUAGCUUGAAUCCAACCAUAGCAUCUCUUGGUAACGUCAUGACCACUUUAACUCCACCUUCCAUUGAUGGAUCUAACUUAG